ACAGAGCUCAUAACUUCUAACAGAAAAUUAAAUUUUAUGCCACUCAAGAGAACUCAGCACUUUGAACUUUGGUGAAAGUCUCAUUAGAUUGAAAUUUCUAAACUUUUCUUAAGAGAUUAAGUUUCUUUUGUUUUCCUCUCUUCUGAGCUGCAGAAAUCAGAUAAAACUACUUGAUAAAAUGACUACUUGUCAUAUUGCUAAAGAUCCUAUAAAAAAGAUUGCUAUCUUUGGAGGAACUCAUGGGAAUGAGCUAUCAGGAGUAUUUCUAGUUAAGCACUGGAUGGAGAACGGCACUGAAAUUCAGAGAACAGGGCUGGAGAUAAAACCAUUUCUUUCCAACCCAAGAGCAGUGGAGAAGUGUACCAGAUAUAUUGACUGUGAUCUGAAUCGAGUUUUUGACCCAGAAAAUCUUGGCAAAGAAACAUCAGAGGACUUGCCAUAUGAAGUGAGAAGGGCUCAAGAAAUAAAUCAUUUGUUUGGUCCUAAAGAUAAUGAAGAUUCCUAUGACAUUAUUUUUGACCUUCAUAACACUACUUCUAACAUGGGGUGCACUCUUAUUCUCGAAGAUUCCAGGAAUGACUUUUUAAUUCAGAUGUUUCAUUAUAUUAAGACUUCUUUGGCUCCAUUACCCUGCUAUAUUUAUCUUACUGAGCAUCCAUCCCUCCAAUAUGCAACCACGCGUUCAAUAGCCAAGUAUCCUGUUGGCAUAGAAGUGGGUCCCCAGUCUCAAGGGGUUCUGAGAGCUGAUAUCUUGGACCAAAUGAGAAAAAUGAUUAAACACGCUCUUGAUUUUAUACAUCAUUUCAAUGAAGGGAAAGAAUUUCCUCCCUGUGCUAUUGACGUCUAUAAAAUAAUGGAGAAAGUCGAUUAUCCAAGGAAUGAAAGUGGAGAAAUCACUGCCAUUAUCCACCCUAAUCUGCAGGAUCAAGACUGGAAACCAUUGAAUCCUGGAGAUCCUGUGUUUUUAACUCUUGAUGGAAAGACUAUUCCAUUGGGCGGAGACUGUACCGUGUACCCGGUGUUUAUAAAUGAGGCUGCAUAUUAUGAAAAGAAAGAAGCUUUCGCAAAGACAGCUAAACUGACACUCAGCGCAAAAAGUAUUUGUCCCCUUUUCCAUUAGAAAUCACUUCUAGCUCACCUGUUACACAGUAUCUGGAACAAGCUUAGUUUGUAAGCUCCUGAUGGGCAGGAUUAUGCCUUAUUCAAUUUCCUACCCAUAGCACCUAGCCCAAGGCCUUGCACACAGUGGGCAUUCAGGUAAAGUUCCUGAAUGAAUGAAUAAAUUAAUGAAUAGCUUUUAAAUGUAUCAUGUCUGAACAUAGCUUAUUCAAAGUGAGUUUCUUAUUUCUGUAUAGCUUUUUUAUACAUUAUACUUUGAUAUUUUAACGUUCUUAAUAAAGUCUUUAAAUUAGAAUUUUAAAAUUGAAAUAGAUUUUAUAUACAAAAAGUUAUUAACUUGAGCAUAGAAUUAAGUAUAUGUUUUUGAGUAAUGUAUAAAUGCUACUAGAAAGUAAUGGUGCUAUCUUUAAAUUUUUCAUAUUUAGAUGAAUGAUAAUGUAUUAAGUAUCCAGUCCAUAAACUUUAACAAUAGUUUUGAUAUCCGUAGAUUUUUAAAUGCUCUUUUGAAAAUGAAAUGUGAAGGAAAAAUGAGGGCUGACUGUAAAGGUGACAUUAUGAAUAAAUCAAGAGACUCUGAA
This is a messenger RNA of Manis javanica (Malayan pangolin), 1697 nucleotides long. It is a transcript of the gene ASPA, whose product is annotated as aspartoacylase. Gene Ontology annotation, molecular function: hydrolase activity, acting on ester bonds; hydrolase activity, acting on carbon-nitrogen (but not peptide) bonds, in linear amides. Gene Ontology annotation, cellular component: cytosol. The record is from RefSeq and is a predicted model, not a curated record. NCBI's taxonomy places the organism in Eukaryota, Metazoa, Chordata, Mammalia, Pholidota, Manidae.